AUGGCUGAUCCCAUAAAGACACUUGACAACGCAAGCCGCUACGGCGAUGCUUCAACCGUCUCGCGAAAGACAUACCCCGUUGCGGGGAUCCAAACCACAGUCUACGGUCUUGAUGAACUCCCCACACAAACCUCCGACAUUGCCUGUCUGUGGCUCUUACAUCCCAGAGGAGGUACCCAAGAACGCAUGAAAGGCAUUGGGACGACCAUCAUCGCGGAUUGGAACUCCAGGAACCCCACCAAGGGCCUCAUUGCUGUCGCAUUCGAUCAACGCAAUCAUGGAACGAGAGAGGUAGAUCCGCUGGCCAAUGAAGCAUGGAGACAGGGAAACCCUCGACAUGCUCAGGAUAUGUUCUCAAUUUUUCGUGAGUUGAGUCACUUGCUACCAGAGGAAAAUGUAGACACUAACAACUUUCCUUCUGGAACCACAGAGGGCACUGCCCGAGACGUAUCUCUUCUGAUUGAUUACCUCCCCUCCUAUGUGUUCCCCCGCUCCGAUCGCAAGAUCGUCGAUAAUCUGGUGUUGGGUGUUUCCCUGGGCGGCCAUGCAGCAUGGAGCUGUCUUCUGCAUGAACCUCGCAUAAGCGCCGGGGUCGUCGUCAUCGGCUGCCCGGACUACGUGAAUCUGAUGGCUGAUCGGGCCAGAUUAUCGAAGUUGCCAUCGUGGACGAGCACCGACACCCCAGGCUCUCAAUUCCUUGGCUCUGAGGCUUUUCCUUCAUCUCUACUGGAUGCUGUGAAGAAGUACGAUCCGGCCGGUCUGUUGUUGAGCCACGUGAAGUCGGCCUCGGAUGUCGGUCCUCUUCGCAGUGGACCAUUGCCGGAGCCGACGGAGAGCGAGAAGGCUGCGUUGCGACCGCUCCUUGCCCGUUCCAUAGCCGGAAAGAGGAUUCUCAAUUUGGCCGGCGGCAAGGACAAGUUGGUCCCUUAUCAUCGCGGGGAGGUGUUUUUGGCUUGGUUAAAGCAGGCUGUCGCUUCGCAGGGCUGGUUUGCCGAUGGUGCUGUGACCUUCGAAGAUAUCAUCGAUGAAGAGGCUGGGCAUGAUAUGACCGGGAAGAUGAUGGAUGAGGCAACUCGUUUCAUUCGUGAAACCCUGGAGGCCAGCAACAAAGCCCCAGAGAAGGUGGGGUCGGUGCGUGAAUCGAAGAUCUAG
This is a messenger RNA of Aspergillus luchuensis, 1152 nucleotides long. RefSeq lists its product as uncharacterized. Bases 1 to 1152 code for a protein of 383 amino acids. Lineage: Eukaryota; Fungi; Ascomycota; Eurotiomycetes; Eurotiales; Aspergillaceae. The transcript has a single exon. The record is from RefSeq and is a predicted model, not a curated record.